Messenger RNA from Quercus lobata, 2551 nucleotides. RefSeq names its product Pentatricopeptide repeat (PPR) superfamily protein (gene LOI1). NCBI's taxonomy places the organism in Eukaryota, Viridiplantae, Streptophyta, Magnoliopsida, Fagales, Fagaceae. Bases 160 to 2214 code for a protein of 684 amino acids. The record is from RefSeq and is a predicted model, not a curated record. Gene Ontology annotation, molecular function: protein binding; RNA binding; zinc ion binding. Gene Ontology annotation, biological process: RNA modification. The transcript has 2 exons.
AAGUGGAACAUUCUCUUCACUUUUCUCAGACACUUCCAAUUCCUAAAAUUCACCAAACAGAACAGAACCUCUUCUCUCCUUUUAUUUUAUGUAACACUGCAAAACCUCUUCAUGGUUCUUCAACAACAACCAUGACUACUUUAAUUAUCAACCAAUACCAUGCCUUUCCUCGCUCCCACCUCGCUCGCCGCCUUAAUCGAAUCGUCGAUCUCGACUCGCUCCUCUCUCCUCGGCCGUGCCACCCAUGCCCAAAUCAUCAAAACCCUCCUAACCCCUUUCCCUUCCUUCCUCUCCAACCACCUCAUCAACAUGUACUCCAAACUCGACCUUCCCAACUCGGCUCAGCUCGUGCUCUCUCUCACCCCGUCUCGCUCAGUCGUCACCUGGACCGCCCUCAUUGCUGGGUCGGUCCAAAAUGGUCAUUUUGUUUCUUCUCUCAUCCACUUUGUAAACAUGCUCCGUGAAAAUAUUCACCCCAAUGACUUCACUUUCCCUUGUUUGUUCAAAGCCUCGGCCUAUCUUCGAAUGCCCUUUGUGGGGAAACAGGUUCAUGCCAUUGCUGUUAAGGAUGGUCAGAUAGCUGAUGUCUUUGUGGGGUCUAGUGCUUUCAAUAUGUACUGUAAAACGGGGCUGAGAGAAGAGGCUCGGAAGGUGUUUGAUGAAAUGCCUGAGAGAAAUUUAGUGACGUGGAAUGCGUAUAUUUCUAAUGCGGUGCUUGAUGGGCAACCGAGAAAUGGGGUGGAGGCGUUUAUUGAGUUUCUACGUGUGGGUGGGGAGCCUGAUUCGAUAACGUUUUGUGCGUUUCUCAAUGCGUGUUCUGAUGCUUCGUAUUUGGAGCUUGGGCGACAAUUGCAUGGGUUUGUGAUUCGGAUUGGGUUUGAGGCAGAUGUGUCUGUUUCGAAUGGGCUGAUUGAUUUUUAUGGCAAGUGUUGGGAGAUUGGAUCAUCUGUGAUGGUUUUUGAGGGAAUGGGUCGGCGAAAUGAUGUUUCUUGGUGCUCUUUGUUGGCUGCACAUGUGCAAAAUGAUGAGGAUGAGAAGGCGUGUAUGGUCUUCUUGCAAGCUAGAGAAGAAGGCGUUGAGCCAACGGAUUUUAUGCUUUCGAGUGUUGUGAGUGCUUCUGCUGGUCUUUCGGGUCUUGAAUUGGGCAGGUCAGUUCAUGCACUGGCUGUAAAGGCAUGUGUGGAGGGGAAUAUCUUUGUUGGGAGUGCAAUUGUUGACAUGUAUGGGAAAUGUGGAAAUAUAAAUGAUGCAGAGCGAGCCUAUCAUGAAAUGCCUGAGAGGAACUUAAUCACUUGGAAUGCAAUGAUAGGAGGGUAUGCACAUCAAGGGCAUGCAGACAUGGCUUUGGCAUUGUUAGAGGAGAUGAUGUCUGGUGGCAAUGAGGUGGUACCAAAUUAUGUAACUUUAGUUUGUGUAUUAUCGGCCUGUAGUAGGGCAGGAGCAGUGAAAUUGGGCAUGGAAAUUUUUGACUCAAUGAGGACAAGAUAUGGGAUUGAACCAGGGGUAGAGCAUUAUGCAUGUGUAGUGGACUUAUUGGGGCGAGCUGGGAUGGUAGAGCGUGCCUAUGACUUUAUAAAGGAAAUGCCAAUUCGGCCAACAACAUCAGUUUGGGGGGCUCUUUUAGGGGCUUGCAGAGUGUAUGGGAAACCUGAAUUGGGGAAGAUUGCUGCUGAUAACUUAUUUGAACUUGAUCCAAAAGACUCGGGCAAUCAUGUGGUGCUUUCUAAUCUUUUUGCAGCCACUGGCAGGUGGGAAGAAGCCACUCUUGUGAGAAAGGAGAUGAAGGAUGUUGGUAUAAAAAAGGAUGCAGGCUGCAGUUGGAUCUCUGUAAAGAAUGCAGUCCAUGUCUUUCAAGCAAAGGAUACUUCCCAUGAAAGGAACUCAGAGAUUCAGGCAAUGCUAGCUAAACUAAGGAGGGAUAUGAAUGAAGCUGGCUAUGUACCUGAUACUAAUUUUGCUCUCUAUGAUUUACAAGAAGAAGAGAAAAUAUCAGAAGUUUGGUACCAUAGUGAGAAGAUUGCCCUUGCAUAUGGCCUCAUAGCUAUCCCUCCUGGAGUACCUAUAAGAAUCACAAAAAAUCUUAGGAUUUGUGGAGACUGCCACAGUGCCAUCAAGUUCAUCUCUGGCAUUGUUGGUAGAGAAAUUAUAGUGAGAGAUAACAAUCGGUUUCAUCAAUUUAGAGAUGGCCAGUGCUCUUGUGGAGAUUAUUGGUGAUAGCUUAAUAUUUUCAAAUUUCAACAAUUUCGUAUGGGACAGAGCUUUCUGACAAAAAUUAUUGAGAUUCUUUCUAUACAAGACAUGGUAGUUUUUAAAUUAUUGGCGGGUAGGAUAUGAUUCCCAAGUUUAGAGGAUUUAAUUUUUACUUGCCACCUUUUGAGUCACUUUGUUCUAUAGUGUUGAUUGGUCACACUUGUAUUUCAAAAUUUUACAUAGAUGUAUAAAUUACAAGUAGGCUGUACCUUGAAUGUGUGUUCCCCGCUACUCUUCUCUUGAGGACAUAGUUUGUACCAAAUCAUAAAUGUCCAUAUUAGUUAUUACACAUUUCCAUUCA